Messenger RNA from Solea senegalensis (Senegalese sole), 4464 nucleotides. RefSeq names its product nitric oxide synthase 1 (neuronal) adaptor protein a (gene nos1apa). Gene Ontology annotation, molecular function: nitric-oxide synthase binding. The record is from RefSeq and is a predicted model, not a curated record. The transcript has 10 exons. Lineage: Eukaryota; Metazoa; Chordata; Actinopteri; Pleuronectiformes; Soleidae. Bases 345 to 2039 code for a protein of 564 amino acids.
CCGGGACUGGAGGCAGGACCUAAACCAACUUCUGCACUCGUAACAGGAAAAGUCGGGGAAACGCGUCAAUAUCCGCGCCACUCCUGCGUCUGCUCAGCGUGUUACGGUAAACAGUGACAGGGCGGCACUUCACCGGAAUAGUUGCCGCCACUUGGCCGCGGUUGAGAGCACCGUUGUCGGCGUUCAGUGCUGGGACGACUCGCUGCUAUGAAGCGUAUGCACUGACCGGAUUUCGGGACUGUUUGGACUACUUCUUGGCUUGUUUUUGCGCUGGAUUCCUCUCGCGGUUCGUUGCCUCUGUCUUACCGUGGAAUAGCAAACAAUUCAAAAAAUAAAAAUUAAAAAUGCCUGCGAAAACGAAGUACAACCUCGUUGAUGAUGGACAUGAUUUGAGGAUCCCGCUGCACAACGAGGAAGCCUUUCAGCAUGGCAUCAACUUCGAGGCAAAGUACAUCGGCAGUCUGGAUGUGUCGCGGCCGAGCAGCCGAGUGGAGAUCGUGGCUGCGAUGAGAAGAAUACGGUACGAGUUCAAGGUGAAAAACAUCAAGAAGAAGAAAGUCCACAUCGUGGUCUCUGUAGACGGUGUGAAGGUCGCCUUGAGGAAAAAGAAAAAAAAGAAGGAGUGGACGUGGGACGAGAGCAAAAUGAUGGUGAUGCAGGAUCCCAUUUACAGGAUAUUCUACGUUUCGCACGACUCCCAGGAUCUGAAGAUCUUCAGCUACAUCGCCCGAGAUGGACAGAGCAACGUCUUCCGCUGCAACGUCUUCAAGUCCAAGAAGAAGAGUCAGGCCAUGCGCAUCGUUCGGACGGUCGGCCAGGCCUUCGAGGUUUGUCACAAGCUGAGUCUGCAUCACACGCAGCAGAGCGCAGACGGACAGGAGGACGGCGACAAGAGCGGCAACGACUCCUCCAUCACAGGCGUGCGUGCUCAUCCACCUGUGUGUGUGUGUACUUUCCACGGCUCAGCUCGGGAAAUAGCGGGCGCGGAGAAGGCCGCGAUAGUCGCGGAGGAGACGGACAUCGACGCCGAGGAGGCGACCGCGGCGGUGGCGCUGCCGCCGCCGACCGCGGAGGAGUUCGACCUCAACAGAGGAGUGACUGAUCUGGACGCCACGGCCAGGACUCCUGAGAUGGAACCCACAGAAGACAAGGCUUCAGAGGAGGCCUCUCUGCUUAUGUCCACUCCCAGGAUGCUGCUCCCUGCCUCGGGCACACUGCCACCAGUCGCCCCCCUGUCUGUCCACCACCAGAUCCAACUGCUCCAGCAGCAGCUUCAGCAACAACAACAGCAGACACAAGUGGCUGUAGCACAGGUGCACCUGUUGAAGGACCAGUUGAGCGCAGAGGCCACAGCUCGUCUGGAGGCUCAGGCUCGAGUUCAUCAGCUGCUGCUGCAGAACAAAGACCUGCUGCAGCACAUCUCCCUGCUGGUUAAACAGAUCCAGGAGCUGGAGACCAAGAUGUCUGGACCAAACAUAAUGGGCUCCCAGGACAGUUUGCUGGAGAUCACCUUCAGGUCCACGGUUCCUCCCGUGAUCUGUGACGCCACGACCCCGAAACCCGAGGUGACGGCUCUGAACCUGCCCGCGCUCGGCAACAGCGACUGGACCAGCAGCGUCUUCUCGUCUUCCAACGGGACUCUCGGAAGCCCGCUAGGUAGGGACCAGUGUCUUCUCAAACUGGAGCGUUUCCGUUUCCUCCCGGGGCCCCCGGGGCCUUUGCCGACUCCUCUACGUCCCUCGCCUCCCCCGCCGCUUAAGCCCAACAGGCUAGAGAUCAAAAGUCCCGGGGUGUGCGAGGGCACGACGGAGUUGUUCUCCGAUGACUUUGCCAGGUUCCGCGAGUCGGGCAUCGCCUCGGAGUACGAGUCGAACACAGACGACAGCGACGACAAUGACGAUGAGGGGGAGGACGAGGGCGAGGGCGGGGAGGAGGAGGUGAGCUUUGGCUGGGGGACAGACGAGGAGACGGUGAGGCUGCUCAAUGUGCUCAACAGACAGACGACACCCGACUGUCUGGGAGACGAAAUAGCAGUGUAACGCAUACAACGGCUCUUCCCCUAAAGAAUCCGUCUAAACACAAUAGCCUUCUACAAUAUUCGUUCACUCACUUCAAACCAAAACAACACGUAACAGACUAUCUUUUAUCAGAAACGCUCAACAGUCUAUAGAGAAGGAUUUGCCAGUAUCCCAGAUAAACAAUGGCCCACUAUUUUUAUAUGACACCCAGUCAACCUUUCAUUAAUUACGUUCAUUCAUUUUUAUUUUAUUCAUCUUCAUAAUUGGAAUAAUUGGUCCCUUCAACCUGACCAUGAAGCAAAUGUUACUGAAUAAUAAAGGAGUUAAGUCUCAAAACAUUUUCAAAGACGCAAAAACAAAAAAAGAUCACAGCAAAUAAAUCGAAGAGAUGUGUCAGAUUAUAAACUAAAAACAACAAAAGAACUUUUACCACAGAACUUCAUCAUAAGCAGAACUGGCAGGCUGUGACUUCAAACUGUCUUGCACUAUCCUACUUUCGUUAAUCCCUGAUGACAUUUUAUGACUCGAUAUAUUGAAUUUUUCAAACGCAUACAGCUCCUUUAAUUUAACAACAGGAUGGAGACAAAAUAAAACAAAGAACAGCAGAAAGCGAGACAUUUUGUAUGGCGUUGUACACGUCUUCAAUCUGAAUCUCUCCAAUGGAAAUAUCUUCUUCUUUAUGUAUAAUUAUAGUCCCAUCGCCGCUCUAAUCCUGGAGCGGUGAUACGGUCACAGUUUGACAUGACUUUUAAUUCAUUCUUGCAGGGAGCACGAGAGUGGGGCUGUAAAGAUUUAUGAGUAGACACGUUCUGGGUCGACUCAUAUUCUGAUAAGUCGACUCUUUGCCGUGUUAAUUUCAUGCAGUCUAUGUAUGGCGGCUGUUUUCAGAGAACACCGCCCUUGUUUUCAGUAGUUUGGAUUAGCCCAACCCACAGGAGACAGAAAGAUUAAAGAACGUCCGGUGGUUUUAUUUAAUUUCGAGCGCGUCAUUUUAGAUGGCGGUUAAAAAAAAGUCAAAAACAAAGUGUCUUUGUUAUGUUGCGCCGUCCGUUUUGAGUAUGUAAACAUAUCAGAUUUGGCAUAUUCCAGUGUUUUAGUCUAAUAAUCAUUGAUUUGUUUUAUAAUAUAUAUAUAUAUAUAUGUAACGGCAGCGAUCUAUUCAGUGUCGCUCUGCACCGAGACAAAUCAUCUAAAUAUUCCUCAACAGUUGAUAUUAAUGUUGUAUAGUAUAUUUUCGGAAAUCGAAAACGCACGGGAUGCAAACCGCUUUCAGAGCCGUCAGGGCUUCAGUCGACCAAGAAUUUCUUUGGUUGAUUACAGCCCUACACGAGAGACUCCAGAAGUUGGCUGUAGGCCGCUGAACUUGAUUAAGUUAAGGUGAAAAUGAAAUUCUUAAGGCCAUUUGCCUACAGCUAACUUCUUAAAAUGUGGAUUGUUAGAGAUACACACACACACACACAUGAAUAAGCACACAUGAUAAACUUGGACAUUUUGUCUUACUCUGGUAUAGUCCUCUGUUGUCUGUCACUAACACAAGGAGACAAAGAUUUGCUUCAUGUUCAGUCGCGUGAGAUUACGGUCACGUCUGUAAUCUCAUCGUCUGUAAAUCUCUGUAAGGCUUAAAAUGCUCUUGCUUUCCUUUUCCUCCUUUUGUUUUUCUUCCUUUACCUUUUCUCUUUCAUUACACGCACCGAGGUUUGUAUCCAUACAUCACACGCACAGACACACACUCCCUCACAGACGUCUUCGAACUGGGAUUAAGAAGAUCUCGGAGGAGUUGUCACGCAAAGUCUAUCUGUCUGUGUACGUGUGUGCGAGCCCUCCAUCACGUAGCUCCUCUGGUUCUCACGGUGAACACUCGCUCACGACAUCCUCCCGUCGAGCGAGUUCAGGGGCACCAGCUUUGGAUUUGUCAGGAUCGGGAAAGCGUCGCUGUCCGGCAGGAACAAGGCCACGGGAUUUUGUUUCCCCCGCGCAGACUGACGAGCUCUUGUCCUUGAUGUUGUGAGACGUGACGGAUGAACACCUGAGACACAUUUCGGACUCGGCUCGAAGACGAAAGAAUCAAAGACUAUUUUUAGACAAACCGGACAAACUUUGUUUUCUACGUCAUCCCACUGCUCCGUCCUUGACUUCUGGCCGGCAGCCCUCGUUUUAUUUGUCUCCUCGCUAUUUGUUGGUAGUCGGAGCAUAAUCGCACUGUUGUCCACACAUUUCCCCGUGUUUUAAUUUAUGUAAAGCCGGGAUUAGUCGGACCGCGAGGAACGCUGUCUGUUUCCCUUUUUUUUUUUCCAUCCCCGCAAGCAGAAACUCUCCCCUCGUGCAGGGAACAGCAGCUCAUACAGAUGACAGCCAAAAAUUGGUCUUGUUUGUUUAAACCCGGCUUUGUGUAUGGCCUCCAGGCUCCAUGCCAUAUUAAAGUGUUCAUUUGGUUUCACAAGGAAAA